AUGGCAACCACUGUGAUGUGCACAUCCAAGAGCACCAACAUGGACCAAAACAAGAUGGUGUUUAGCUUUGGUCCAGAGACUAAGCUCCCAUUCGAUACUACCACUGCUGCCUUUGCUCAUUUCUCUCUUUCCAACCCAUCCUUGAUCGCGAUCCACGAUCUCUCUGCUGGCGUUCCACGACAGCUUACCUAUGGUGAGCUUGCCGUGAAGGCACAGGCCCUGGCCAGGCAUCUCCGCAGCAUCGGUGUAACGCCGGGUCAGAGGAUCCCUCUGGUGGUGAAGCGCAGCUGUGAGAUGAUUGUCGGGCUAUGGGCCAUUUUGCUCUGCGGUGCCCAAUACGUCCCGCUGGAUGGCGGGGUAGUGCCAGACUCUACCCUCCGCCACGUGCUCCACGAGAGCGGUGGCAAUGUCUUGGUGUGCACUUCCACCACGGAAGCGAGAAUCAGAAGCCUAUUCCCGGAUGCGAACGCUGUGAAUGUGGACGAGUGUGUGCGCAGCGAGGCAACCGAAGCAGCUGGCUGUGAGUGGUUUGACCUGGCUACUCCUGCUAGCGGAUGCUAUGUCAUAUACACAUCAGGAACUACUGGAAAGCCCAAAGGUGUUGAUGUAUCGCAUCAUAACGUGGCAAACCUUGUAUGCCAGUACCCCGGAAACCUUGGUGUAAGUCCAGGCACCAGAGUUGGACAAGUCCUCAAUAUCAGCUUCGACAUGGCUGCUUGGGAGAUCUUUACCUGUCUCUGCAAUGGCGGCACCCUCGUCAUCCGAGGAUCCAACUGGGAGCCCACCAUGGGCCAGAUUGAUGUUUUAAUUUGCACACCAAGCAUAUUGUCAAAAUAUCCGCCCCACCAAUACCCAAACAUCAGAGUCGCGGCAACUGCGGGUGAGCCGACCACACAACCCUUGGCUGACCUCUGGGCCACCAAAGCAGAGUACUGGAACUGCUGCGGUCCGACCGAGACAACGAUUGUCAAUACUAUGAGCAAGCAUGUUGCUGGGCAGCCGCUCAAUAUAGGAAGGCCGACUCCCAACAACAAUGUUUAUAUUCUGGACGACAAUAUGCAGCCUGUCGGGUCGGGGCAAACUGGCGUCAUGUGGGCUGGUGGGAGCGGUGUGUCGCGCGGCUAUGUCGGGUUGGAGCAGAAAACUAAAGAGUCGUACCUACUGGACCCCUUUACGAAUGACGGGUCGCGAAUGUAUCGAACAGGCGACCUCGGCCAGUGGGAUCCUUCUGGUAACAUCCUAAUUCUGGGUCGCUGCGACGACCAAAUCAAAAUCAAGGGAUUCCGAGUCGAACUUGAUGGCAUCUCAUCGGCGCUUCUGGCGGCGCCUGGGGUUUCGCAGGCCGUGGCCCUCUUCCUGGACGGACAGAUCCACGCAUUCGUGUCUCCUCCAAAUCAAGACGAGGAGCGCAUCUUUGCCUGCGUCGCCGAGCGCCAACCCUACUACGCAAUCCCCUCUGCCAUCCAUCAGCUUACAUCGUUCCCCGUGACGGCGAACGGAAAGACGGACAAAAAGGCCCUUCGAAGCCUGUAUGAAAACGAACUGGCUAAGCCGCCGCCACUGGAAAAGGUCAAGAGCGACUGUGACACUCUGGUAGAGACGCGAUCGCUCUCCUCGGGAUCCACAGCCUUUUCUGAAAAGGCCGACCUGGAUCUGGAGCUUGCAGUUCCUGAAAAGAAACUGCCCCAGCCAUUGCGCGGGCUUGCGUACCGUAUCCUCAUCAUCUAUCGCACACUUUUCUCCUUUGUGGUUCUCAUCAACGCGGGUGUCCUCGCGCUGCUGCUCGCCCUACACGCCGAUUUACAAUUCCUCAAGAUUGUGGCCUCUGCCAAUCUGACGCUGGCCGUCUUGAUUCGCCAAGAUGCUGUCAUCAAUGUCCUCUACACCAUAUGCUGCUCAGUGCCGAAAGCCGCGCCGCUCUGGAUCAGACGCCGCUGUGCCAAGAUUUACCACCUGGGCGGCGUGCACUCGGCAGCUGGCAUCUGCUCGACCAUCUGGCUGCUUGGUAGCAACAUCUCUUCAACGAUUUCCUACCUCCGAGACCAAGAUACUCUGGAUUCAAUUGCCUCGAUUGUUGUAUCGUGGAUGAUAUGUCUGUUGUGCUGCACCAUGAUUGGCUUUGCCUAUCCUACUUUCCGCAAGCGAUACCACAAUACUUUUGAGCAAUCGCACAGAUUCAUGGGCUGGACAGUCCUCCUGCUCUUCUGGGUAAAGACUGUUCUCAAUGCCAAGGAUACCGCACGAUCGGGCGGACAGGAUAUUGGUACGAUACUUGUUCGCAGCCCGGGCUUUUGGUUGCUAGUCGUUGCCACCUGCAGCAUCGCAUCUUCCUGGCUGUUUCUUCGCAAGGUUCCUGUUGAAACUAUACCCCUGUCUGACCAUGCGGCUAUUCUGAACUUCAAAUACACCGUGCCAGUCAAUGGCAGCUUUACUCGGAUUUCUACCCGCCCACUACUGGAGUGGCACUCUUUCGCGACUAUUCCUCAGCCAAAGCCCAAUGCACUGUGCAGUGAGAAAGGUUACUCUUUGGUCGUGUCCAACGCUGGCGACUGGACAAAAUCCUGUAUCCAAAAUGCGCCCCGACAUGUCUGGGUGCGUGGGCUGCCUACGUGCGGCGUCAUGCGCAUCGCUACGCUCUUCAAUCGCGUCGUCGUUAUCGCGACGGGGUCGGGCAUCGGGCCGCUCCUUGGUCACAUUCAGAACCCAUCCUGCAAGACACAGCUUAUCUGGUCCACCAAGAACCCCGAAAAGACUUUUGGGAAACCACUCUUGAAUUCGAUUCACGAGACUAUUCCUGAUGCCAUCAUUCACGACACGGCCACCCAAGGCCGGCCAGAUCUGACCAAGAUGGGAUAUAACCUGGCGCUCUCGUUUGGCGCAGAGGCCGUCAUUAUUAUCGCAAACGAGAAAAUUACCAAAAAGGUAGUUUACGGACUCGAAACACGAGGAAUACCUGCAUAUGGAGCUAUUUGGGACAGCUAA
Messenger RNA from Akanthomyces muscarius, 2982 nucleotides. RefSeq lists its product as uncharacterized. The coding region runs from base 1 to 2982 and encodes 993 amino acids. The transcript is spliced from 6 exons. The record is from RefSeq and is a predicted model, not a curated record. NCBI's taxonomy places the organism in Eukaryota, Fungi, Ascomycota, Sordariomycetes, Hypocreales, Cordycipitaceae.